CCUCAUCCACCCUAUAGUCCUGAUUUAAAUCUAAUAGAAAACGUGUGGAGUUUACUUAAAGACCGUCUUAGUAAACGUCCAUUUGGAUCUUUAGGCCUAGAUAUUAAUAAAGAGAGUAUUAAUAGCUUUAUUAAAGCUAUAAAAGAGAAGUAG
Molecule: messenger RNA, 153 nt
Organism: Bipolaris sorokiniana ND90Pr
Lineage: Eukaryota; Fungi; Ascomycota; Dothideomycetes; Pleosporales; Pleosporaceae
Exons: 1
Molecular function (GO): nucleic acid binding
Source: RefSeq, a predicted model, not a curated record